CUCACCAGUGGAUUGAGGUCUCCGGGCCACUCUGGUGCAACACAGCGGAUAUAUACACAGCCUCCACUGAUUCCCCCCCCGAAAUACACACUGUUUGAUAUUAUCUAAGUAAUUCAUCAGAGUAGCUGUCUUCUUAGUGAGCUCAAUACAACAAACCCUUUGUCGUUUUGUCAUCUUCCGCGGAGCUUUGAAACGUCAACGGCACAAUGGCUGAUCAGCUGACUGAGGAGCAGAUUGCUGAGUUCAAGGAGGCGUUCUCGCUGUUCGACAAGGACGGUGACGGUACGAUCACCACCAAGGAGCUCGGGACUGUGAUGCGCUCUCUGGGACAGAACCCCACUGAGGCCGAGCUGCAGGAUAUGAUCAAUGAGGUGGAUGCGGAUGGUAAUGGUACAAUUGAUUUUCCUGAGUUCCUGACCAUGAUGGCCAGGAAGAUGAAAGAUACAGACAGUGAGGAGGAGAUCAGAGAAGCCUUCAGAGUCUUUGACAAGGAUGGUAAUGGCUACAUCAGUGCAGCAGAGCUACGGCACGUCAUGACCAACUUAGGGGAGAAGCUCACUGACGAGGAGGUGGACGAAAUGAUCCGCGAGGCUGACAUUGACGGCGAUGGUCAGGUCAACUAUGAGGAGUUUGUCCAGAUGAUGACUGCCAAGUGAAGAGAACGCUGACAUUUCUCUCAACGUUGCUUGUCCUCCUAAGAUCACUGUCUUUCAGAACCCCCCAAAAAAGGAACAAUUAUCAAACGAUAAACAAACUUCCCCCCCAAAAAAUCACUUAAUGUGUCGAAUUUAACAAUUUGUGCUUCAGCACAUCCAAAUACUUCUGAGGUAUCUGUUUAGCAAACACCAACCGAACAGAAUAAUCCCUAGAGAAGUUAAUGGACCAAGCUUUAAGAGGGCCGAGGCCCCGUACUUCAGACCAAGAUUCUGCUGAGUCACCCAGCAUCUGAUUAAUUUAGAGGAAAGGGCAACACUGAAAAGGCAGAGGGGAUAGGAGCCCAUGCCACAGUUCGUAUAGAGAAGUUGGCUAUUUAAUUCUUUCCAAUAUUCAACAAAGAACUCUAAAUACUGAAUUGAGUACUCUUCUUGCAUGCACCCUUUCUGUGGCGGUCUCUUGUCACAACGAGGACGCUCUGAUCCCAUCAGAGGUAGUGGUCAGACUGUGUACACACUGGAGGUAUAUACAUUACUAUAUAGCUAUAUAUCUGUAAAAUUUGUGUCACUAUUGAUUAUUGCAAGAGCAAAUAGUUGCGAUGUAGGGUGUUCACUGGUGCUCGGUUGCAGUCUUUAUACCUUGAAGAGUUCAGACGAGAAUGAGAGACUGAAAAGUGCUGAAGUUAUGUUCCUCUUGGGGAUGAUAUAAUGUCUGGUUUUGAGUCGCGGGCUUUACAUUGCCCGCAGCACUGAUGGGAGACAGUAGUACGUUGUAUUGCUUCAGGAGGAUUAUUGUGAAAACAACCACUUGAGGACUAAUAUAUUUGUUCUGCAAUCAGAUAUCCUGAUGAUACAAUAUUGAUGUAAUGCUUUAUAAAUGUGUUCUCAAAUAUUAAUGUAUUGAUGACAAACUUUGGUCACCAAAUAUAUCUAUAUAUAUAUAUAUUAGUGUAUUGUAAAGUUUGCAUUGCCUAUUGUCGUAGUAAAUGACCUGUGACAUGUUUUCUCUUUGGUUUUGAAAUGUGCCAUAAUACUCUAAAAACGCCUCAACCUUCUUGCAAGACUCGUAGUUCAUUAGAAUAUAAUAUAAUAUAACAACAUAUAAAAAUACAUGCAGUUGAACAUAUUUGCACUUUGGUAUUAAACCACGUGGAUAUUUAAAAAGGUUUUGUUGUAAAAGAAGAAAAAGAAACCAAAUGUCACUGUUGCUGCUGCUAUAACAACUCAUAUGUUGACUCUCAUUUCUCGUCCUUGUUGGUGUCUGAUCUUCGAUUUGUAGUCCGGUGAUUUAAACUUCAAUCUGCUUGCUGUUUUACUGAACAGAAUACAUUAUACUGUAUAUUCACACAAAAAACUACUAGUGGUGAGGGGUGAUAAGAGUUUAAUUUGGGCUAUUAGAAUGGAAAUGGGGAUGAAAUAGGGUUGUAGCAAAGAGUUCAGCUUUAGAAGUGAGGUUGUUUAGGUUGGCUAAAUUUAAGAAGCGAGUUAGCUGAGGUGUCUUUAUGAUUUCCUCAAAGCACGAAACUUAAAAUGCUGCUCUGCUUGAGGCGUUUUUAAUUGGUCAUCUUUUGAUUCGGAUGUCGGGAAGUAAAUGGUAAAUGGACUGUUAUCUUCUGAAGGUAUCUCAAAAAAAUGUAAAGAUGUGAUAUAUUUUCCAUAAAUCAAUAAAUUGAGCUUUACUUCACCUGCA
Molecule: messenger RNA, 2343 nt
Organism: Sebastes umbrosus (honeycomb rockfish)
Lineage: Eukaryota; Metazoa; Chordata; Actinopteri; Perciformes; Sebastidae
Gene: calm3a
Product: calmodulin 3a (phosphorylase kinase, delta)
Exons: 6
Coding region: 207-656 (149 amino acids)
Molecular function (GO): calcium ion binding
Source: RefSeq, a predicted model, not a curated record